Molecule: messenger RNA, 786 nt
Organism: Carica papaya (papaya)
Lineage: Eukaryota; Viridiplantae; Streptophyta; Magnoliopsida; Brassicales; Caricaceae
Product: small ribosomal subunit protein uS11x
Biological process (GO): translation
Cellular component (GO): ribosome
Molecular function (GO): structural constituent of ribosome
Source: RefSeq, a predicted model, not a curated record
CUUAUAUCCCCCUCGCGUAUGUCUGUCUCCUUAUUACCAAGGCUGUUCAGGGUUUAGCGUCGACACAGAGCUUUCGAAACCCUAAGUCGCCGCUCCUCUCAUCUGUUCAAAGCCAUGUCGAAGCGAAAAACCAGGGAGCCCAAGGAGGAGAAUGUCACCCUCGGACCUGCUGUGCGUGAGGGCGAGCAUGUUUUUGGGGUUGUUCACAUCUAUGCAUCAUUCAAUGACACAUUCAUUCAUGUAACCGACUUGUCUGGAAGGGAAACACUUGUUCGCAUUACUGGUGGUAUGAAGGUCAAAGCGGAUAGAGAUGAAUCUUCACCUUAUGCUGCUAUGCUUGCGGCACAAGAUGUUGCUCAAAGAUGCAAGGAACUCGGUAUUACUGCUCUUCAUGUUAAGCUCCGGGCCACUGGAGGUAACAAGACUAAGACACCUGGUCCAGGUGCCCAGUCAGCACUUCGAGCUCUUGCUCGUUCAGGCAUGAGAAUUGGUCGCAUAGAGGAUGUUACACCAAUUCCGACUGACAGUACACGUAGGAAGGGUGGAAGACGGGGUAGAAGGUUGUAAGCUCAUUAUACAUCACAAAUGCCAUUCCAGCCAGCUACCGCACCAUUACCAGAACCUUAUUUUGUUUGUUUUUGUCUUUCGAUCGAGCCUGAGUAAUUUCGUUUUCCAAAACUUGAUUAUCAGAACGUUAUAGUUUUGAAUUUUCUAGUUCAAUGUCGGUAUCACUGAGUUUAAAACAUAAACGAAUGACAUUAUUGGAAUCCUCUUGAUCUUUUGCAA